UCGCCUGGCGGCUGAGGAACUGAAGGCAGAAGGUCUGCAUAUGCUGUCGUCACGGAAGCAGCGGCAGUCACAAUCAACAGAAUACAACAGGCACGCAAAAGACACACUCAAAUGUGGCUCCAAAACCUCAUGCUUUUAUCUCAAGCGAGUGCCCUACUUUUGUGUGACAAAACCAUUAUCAAUGCCAUCGUUGGAGGAAAGUUUCAUGUCAUCUGCAAAUUCAGUGCAAAUCAGUACCGCUUCAGUAAGAAGUACUGGUGUCUGGGGAAGUCCAAAAGCACCUGUGAGAUUCUGAUGGAUACGGACGGAUUCACCAAGGCCACCUUAAGGAGACGAGCUCAAAUCAUUGACGCGGUGUACGGAGGUCUGCAUGUUCUGGUGUCUGCCCUCCAGGUGGAAGACACUGGAAUCUAUUGGGUUGGCAUUGACAAAAUCUAUACUGAUAUCAUGGUUAAGAUCCAGGUUUCUGUAAGAGAAGAAGGUGUGAGUAUUCCAGAGGUGUGGCCUGAAGUCUCCCCUGUGCUAACAUGCUGGGGGCAGCCAGUCACCCUGCACUGCAGGAGCUCACAGGGUACCAACGUGCAGUACGGCUGGUACAGAGAGGCCCAUUCUGCAAACGCCCUGCUCCAGAAUGGCCCCGAGCUGCCCCUGCGCUGCUCAUCUCUCCCCCUGGACGGGUGGCUCAUCUGCACCGCCCGCAACGCAGUGAGCGAAGAGCGCAGCAGACCUGUCUCUCUCAGCGUCCUGCAGCCGGGACAGGAUGGCUGUGUGUAUGCACUCACGUCUGAAGGUUUUGAAAGCUAUGACUGCUGGAGAACUACACAGCCACCCCUGACAUCCAGCAUGUCCUCUGUGGUUGUAUCACAUCCAGCUCUUCUCACUCUGACCAAUGGCGAUGGAAACUUGGCACUCCAUGUCAAUCAAACCUUGAAUGAAAACCCUUUUCUCAGGUCAUGGUCAGGAGUGCCAGUGUGGUAUGACAUCAUUCGCUGGUUUCUCUUCACUGCCAUGAUUGCCACCAUUGGCCUAGUACACAUGCACACAGGAGUCAAAUUAAGCGAAAAACCAAAACAAAACAAAACUGGAGCAUGUCUGUCUGAAGCAAAUGUACACCAACUCUUAUGCACUUACAUUAUUUUAAAAUGACAUAUUAUUUUUGCAUAUGUUAUUUUAUAGUUUUAAUGUUGCAUUUGGUUUGGGCUAGGGAGUGCAUUUUUGAAUGAAUUAUAUUUACUAAUAAAUAUAAUAAUACUUAAAGAGUUACUUGUAGAUACCACCUGAAUAUUUGAUUUGGAAAAGUCUGUGAUUCAUUGAAAGUGACUAAAGAGCUGAAGUUUACUCGGUUUUAUUUAAAUUUACAUUUCAUGCCACUUCACAGUUAGGGUGCAGAAAAAGCAUUUAUAAAAAUCCUGAUAGUUAAUGAGCUGCAGAUUAGUUCCAAACAAGUGUCUAGUGACUCAAACAAAAAAGCUAAGCCUCACUGUAUCUUACCUGAGAGCAGGCUUGGCACAAAGAGUAACAGCCUCAGAACCGUCUGUGUGGGUCUUGCCAGUGGGUCUCCGUGGGAGAGAACCCCCCCGCCCCCCCCACUGCCCAACAUGGCUCAUGUCACCUCAUUGUUACCUCACUUACUCAUUCAUUAAUAUUGUGGAAUUCUCUGACAAAUGGCAAACGCUUUUUUUUUAAAUGUAAUAGCAUUUAAAUGACAUGUUAAUGUCAGUAUGAAUAUGAGUAUAGUAUUUGUGUGAAUAAAAUGGUUUUAAUCUUAGUGUGCUUUACCAAGUAUUUCCAAGCAUCUGAACCUCACAACAGCACCCUAGCUCCC
Messenger RNA from Electrophorus electricus (electric eel), 1825 nucleotides. RefSeq lists its product as uncharacterized. Gene Ontology annotation, cellular component: plasma membrane. Gene Ontology annotation, molecular function: transmembrane signaling receptor activity. NCBI's taxonomy places the organism in Eukaryota, Metazoa, Chordata, Actinopteri, Gymnotiformes, Gymnotidae. The record is from RefSeq and is a predicted model, not a curated record.